Messenger RNA from Botrytis porri, 444 nucleotides. RefSeq lists its product as uncharacterized. The record is from RefSeq and is a predicted model, not a curated record. Lineage: Eukaryota; Fungi; Ascomycota; Leotiomycetes; Helotiales; Sclerotiniaceae. The transcript has a single exon. The coding region runs from base 1 to 444 and encodes 147 amino acids.
AUGUUUCCUGGGAUUUCACUCGAUACAUUAUGGCAUCUAUACCUCUUUGCCAACAAGAAUAAAGCCCUAGAUUUCGAGGAUAUCAUCAUGAAUCGCAUUAUGGCUACGUACCGAUCCGAUAAGCAGUUUUUCCCAGAGCCAAGACACAUUGAACUUGGGUAUAAUUAUACCAAGGAGAAUUCUGCGGGGAGAAAGUUUCUUGCAUUGUGCUAUGCUGCUAUGAUGCAUGUUAAUACAAAGCUCCCUUCAACUUCUAUAUACAACAAGGAAGUUUUAGUAGAGUUAGCGAAGCAGUGCGAUGGGCUUUUGAUUGAUGUCGCUAAUCUCACGAAUGGGAAGGGGUUAUUGAAUAUCGCGGAAUGGGAUCCUAGAUAUGCUCCUGAAUGCUUGUAUCAUCAUCAUGUAUGGGGAGUAGAAUGUCAGAAUCUCAGUUGGGAGGAAUGA